Molecule: messenger RNA, 1005 nt
Organism: Aspergillus luchuensis
Lineage: Eukaryota; Fungi; Ascomycota; Eurotiomycetes; Eurotiales; Aspergillaceae
Gene: akr1
Product: putative aldehyde reductase (AKR1)
Exons: 8
Coding region: 1-1005 (334 amino acids)
Cellular component (GO): cytosol
Molecular function (GO): aldose reductase (NADPH) activity
Source: RefSeq, a predicted model, not a curated record
AUGUCUCUCGGAAAGAAGGUUACUCUCAACUCCGGUACUCAGAUCCCCCAGCUGGGAUUUGGUACCUGGCAGUCUGCCCCCGGUCAGGUCGGUGAUGCUGUCUACGAGGCCUUGAAGGCCGGUUACCGCCACUUGGAUCUGGCUACUAUCUACCAGAACCAGCGCGAGGUCGCCCAGGGCAUCAAGAGAGCCUACAAGGACGUCCCUGGCCUCAAACGUGAGGACAUCUUCAUCACCUCCAAGCUGUGGAACUCCCAGCACGACCCCGCCGUUGUUGAGAAGGCUUUGGACGAGUGCCUUGCCGAGCUCGAGCUCGACUACCUCGAUCUCUACCUCGUCCACUGGCCCGUUUCCUUCACCACCGGUUCCGAGCUCUUCCCCCUCGUCAAGGACAGCUCCGUUGAGGGCGGUGAUGUCGUGAUCAACGACAACAUCUCCAUCGUCGACACCUGGAAGGCCAUGACCCAGCUCCCCAAGAGCAAGGCCCGCGCCGUCGGUGUCUCCAACCACAUGAUCCCCCACCUUGAGGCCAUCAUCAACGCCACCGGUGUCACCCCCGCCGUCAACCAGAUCGAGCGUCACCCCGUUCUCCAGAGCAACGAGCUCAUUGAAUACUGCCAGAAGAAGGGCAUCCACGUGACUGCCUACUCUGCCUUCGGUAACAACGGCUUCGGCGUCCCCCUCCUCGUCACCCGCCCCGAAGUCAAGGAAGUCGCCGAGUCUGCCUCCAAGCGCCUCGGCACCACCGUCACCCCCGCUCAGGUCGUCCUCGCCUGGUCCCAGGUCGGUGGCCACAGUGUCAUCCCCAAGUCGGUUACGCCGUCCCGCAUCCAGGAGAACUUCAAGGAGGUGGAGCUCACUCCCGAGGAAAUCGCCAAGGUGUCCGAGCUGGGCAAGGACCGCAGACGCUACAACACUCCUUACAUUGCUAACAAGCCUCGCUGGGAUAUUAACAUCUUCGAUGAGGAGGAGGAGAAGCCUGCUGGUCAUAAGGUGAUUGUUUAA